Messenger RNA from Xylaria bambusicola, 1703 nucleotides. RefSeq lists its product as uncharacterized. Bases 388 to 1602 code for a protein of 404 amino acids. NCBI's taxonomy places the organism in Eukaryota, Fungi, Ascomycota, Sordariomycetes, Xylariales, Xylariaceae. The record is from RefSeq and is a predicted model, not a curated record. The transcript is spliced from 3 exons.
AAUAUCUCCGCCUCCCGGUUAUCGUUCUACCUGAGCAGCCGUUCUGUCUUCGGCCCUCUUUCAACAGAAGGCACAGGCCCGUGUCAGCAGCCGUGUCCUGUCACCGCUCUCCAUCUCAACUGCUCAGGAGCAGGGCUUUAUUAAGCAAUUAACAUUCAUUUCCAAAGUUUUCCUCAUAUCUUGUUCCCUGAUCGAGAUACGUACGCAGCUGUCUACAUGUAACAAGUUUGACAUUCAUUCCAAUCUUUGUCGACUUGAGUGUUUUAUUUACCGAGGCUGGCUCUUCAUUAUUUCAUACGGGCGUUACCGCUGGGUGCUCCUGCUUGCUCGACACAUGCAACUCUCUACUACGGCCGCCAUCCCAACCAUAGUUCUCAACCAGUCAAGAUGACGCAACCAUCCAGUUUACGUCUAGAGCCCAUCCGUUUCGUUCUGCCCAGCAGUCUUCAACGGUUCGAUUUAUUCUGGAAAUUCCCGUACGAUAUACGACAUAUGAUCUGGGAAUAUGUCAUCUUCACGCCUGGCAUUCAUUUUCUCAAAUUCGUCGAGACCGCCAAUACAGCAACUGUACACACGCGUACCUCCGCAGGAGCCAAUAGUAAUGGGCCUCCUGUGACUCUGCUCGACCGACACACCGAGGGAACACGGGAUUCCGAGACCUUCCCUCAUACUGCCACCUUGAAACCUAUCUACCCCUUAGCAAAUGCCGACAAUUCAUAUUACACUGCCCUGAACAAGACUCUGGCCCGCCUUCACGACUCUUGUAACGAAGCCGCGGUAUUGGUUGAGAAAGUGCUUGCUCAGCCUGGAAAUCUAACCUUAAAUGACGGGCAACUUGCUAUGCUCCAACGAUCCUCAGAUGUUGUCUGUAUCGAUUAUCCUAAUAUGAUUCAUGCGCGACAUCUCGGUCACUGGGCAGAACAGCUGGACCUUGAACAGCUAGCUAAAAUCCGUCGACUAGCCGUUCGUUACCAUCAUGAGUGGGAUGGACAGGAUAUAGUCUGUGGCUACUGCGGACGUGUCCAUUCUUAUCAUGGAAAACACUCUAAUCCUCGACAUGUUUACGAAUUUGCCGCUCUUUUCAAGAAUCUAAAAGAGUUCUACUUCAUCGAUUAUUUGACUAUCCGCAGCCCAUCACGAUCUCCCCUUCAAUCGGACCAAAAACAAAAUUCUUAUGGGCCCGGCAGGCGAUUUGCUGGUAGUGGAGGCGGCCGAACGUACUUCGAAGUAUACCCAGAAGCCUAUAAAACGCACACGCGCGUGCGUGAAACAUUGUCGUGGCUUCGCAACAACUAUAUUGUCCACUGCAUGAGUAAAUCUCAGGGUCCUGCACGUCCAGAACAGGUUCGGUUUGGGAUCUUGGGAUGCGAGUGGGAUGCGGAUCAAAAACUAACAACCCCGAAACGCCCCGGAGCCCUGACAACUCCAGCCAGCAGAAAGCGGUCAAGGAAGCGCACACGCAGUCUUGAAUCGUGCUCACAGAACUCUUCCACCGUUAGCUACGGUCCAUUGCCUCAGCCCACGAAUGUCAGCACCUUCCCUAUCGUUUUCGGCGACGCUAGAAACUCGACUCUCAACUUCAGCCUAGAAAUAUCCCAUUAGAAUCAAGUCCACCUACACCUACGGACAGCAGCUUCUACGAGGUAUAUGGGUUUCGAGCUGCUUGUUCGUGUAGGCUAAACGCAGGAUUUAUUUCAUCUUUC